GUUUUUGUUGCGUAUUAUCGGUGUGUAGAGCAGUGAUGUUCUUGCGAAUUCCGAUUCCGGAAGCGAAACAGUAGACACAUAGAGCGCAUCACCCGGUCGGGGAGGGUUUUUGCGGCUGCGUCAAGCUCAGUACACAGCGGCACCCGACCAAACAUCAUCACCCACCGAGAGUGCCACGCUCUUUUGUGUCAACCCGAUGCUUCUAGCGGUGUCUACCGUGGACACGCUGCUGAUGCUGGUGGUUCUGGUGGAGGUGAUGCCGUGGUGGUCACCCGUCAAAUAGUGUUGUUGUUCUAUUUUUAUUUCGAUGCCGUGCCCUUUCCUGAGCACUUGUGACAGGAUCGUGUCCGAAUAGGGAUCACCGCUAAUCACAGCGCAAUCAAUCAACGUCCGUGUACACCUUUUUCUCCUUCAAUCUCAACUCCGGGUGCAAUUAUGCCUCACCACCAACAGCAGCAACACUACGCUCCAAUGUACUACGGUUCUUGAGAAUUUUUCUCCCCCCCCACGGAAGUAGUACGUGUGGUCCAGAAUACCUUCGCCCCGUCUGCCGGUGGUGGACGGCUCACGCUCUCUCUCUCUCUCUUCGUGCCGCUCUCUGCACAACAUUCCUGCCGCGUCCGACGCCGGUUAAACACUGAAGAGUGAACCAACUCGUCACUCUUUGGCACCUCUUCCCUUUCUCAGUGGACGUCUUAUCGGAUCGAAGGACGAUCGAUGGACGAAAGCGUGGCACGACUACAUGAAAGGACACACCAGGACCAAAUGGCGCAUCAUUAAGCGCCUCUUUCUAUUCUUUACCACCCUCUCAGUUAUUCCGCUCACCGUACUCUACCUAAUCACCUCCGAUCAUCUCUACCGAUUUCGACAGUAUACGUAUGGAGCUAUCGCCGGCAAUGGUUCGGCACGCCAGCAGUUGCUACAGUUCCGUGCGCCCAUUCAUCCAGCGGACGGAGCCGUUCACCAUCUCCGGCUGGUGCAGCAUCGGCAGCACGCACAACAUGACCGGCAGAAUCACGACCACUACCACUACCAGCGCACCAGCGUUAAGAAUAGCACAAUCAACAGCCAGUACCGGCUGGACAUGGACUACAUGAAGCAGCGCAUGGAGCAUCGGGUCGAGCGGUUGCAGAAAAAGUGUGCCGAGUACCGAUUGAACGAGUCCAAGCACAACUACAAACCGAAGGCGUGGGAAUAUCUGAUACAGCACGAGUACCAUCUCGUGUGGUGCAACGUGUUUAAGGCGGCCUCCACCUCCUGGAUGUACAACUUUAAUCUGAUGGCCGGCUAUUCCCCACAGUUUCUGCGCAAGACGAAGGAUGUCCCGUUGCAGCUCGCCCGGCAAAAGUAUCCUAGACCAUCGGUUGAAAAGCUAAAGGAAGCCAUCAACGAAUCGAUAUCGUUCAUUAUCGUGCGACAUCCGUUCGAGCGGCUGGUCAGUGCGUACAAGGACAAGAUCCAGUAUGCCCUACCCAACUCGCACCACCACAAGCUGGGCAAUCGCAUCAUACAGAAGUACAGGAAAACGGUCAACGGGAAGCCCACAACACUGCUAAAGUAUCCAACGUUUUCCGAGUUUGUCAAUUACCUGCUGGAUGAGGUGAAACAUCCACACUUCGAGAUCGAUAUGCACUGGGUGCCGGUGACGCACUUCUGUACGCCCUGCUUCUUCCAUUACGAUGUGAUAGCCAAGUUCGAGACGCUCGAGGAGGACCAGAACUAUCUCAUCUCGAUCGGCCACCUGGACAGCGUGAUAAAGCCGCAGUGGAAAAAUGCCGGCAAGGGUGCGCACACCAACGAUAUGCUGAUGAAGUUCUUCUCGGAGCUGGACGGUGCCCAGGUCCGGGGACUGUACGAUUACUAUCGGUUCGAUUUCGAACUGUUCGGUUACAGUGCCAAGGGGUACUAUAAGGACUAGGGGAAUGGGGGGGAGGACGACUUUCGUGGCGAGUUCUUGAAAAGUUGGAAGACAUAUUUUAACCAAACUAGAGGCAACUAUCCCCGAGCGGAAGAAACAAAAUUGUUACUUGAUGAUAGAUCACUAGGACACACACUAAGACACUCCUUUUCCAAAUACCCCCUUGGUUCGUUCUGUAGCAAAAAACAAAAACGCACACAUCACCAUUACGUCAAAUUACUAGUGAUAGCAAGUUCCGCCAUUUUCCCGAUAGAGGUCGCACCUAUAGGCCAAACGACUAUGAACAACUACUAAGCAUCCCUUGAUGGGUGGUGAUUGGACGCAUUUUGGGCGGCCUAGCAAGCAACAGAAAAGACACAAACACACAGAAACACUGAACAGAAAAAAGACAACUACUGCGGAACAGCUUUAGGAUUAGUAGAGGAUUAUAUUAAAAGUAAAGCAAAACAAAAAAAAGGAAACAAACAAACACGCAAGCACGCCAGCAGCGGAGCGGCCGACUAUUUUCUACAUAUUUGAAAACAAAAAAAGACAAAAAGGAUAAUCAAAACACCCAAUAUUAUACAUAUACAUAGAGAAACGUCCAUUAGCGGUUAAGAGACGGUAAACUAAAUUUGCAUCCAUUUCGGUGUCAUUUCGUUCUCGACCAGUUUGUCCAUGGGUUUGUUUUUGUUCGUUCGUUUUACCUUUAUGCAAAUUCAAAUUCGGCGAAAGCGGGCCCAGGAAGGGCAUUCUUUUUGAAUGUAGUAAAUUAAGCUCCAAAAGGGCAACCCAGCUGGGGAGUGGCGAAUAAGCAGCUUUCGCAAGUAAAACGAGGCUUACGAUCGAACCAAAUCGUGAUUGAUACUAGUUUGUAAGGUAGAUAGCAUGUUUGUUGAGACCCGUUCAUUCUGUUCGAAGCAUUCGAACCACGCGCGACCAUUUUACCUACUCUAAGCCCCUUUCGGUUGCUUUUCUUUAGUGUGAUUAGCAAACUGGAGGGGGGGGGGGGGGAAUACACUUCUGCUUCCAAAAAUCAAUCCUGUCUUAUUAAAAGCGUUGGAAUUUGUGCAUUGAACUAGUCAUGCGUUAUGAAGAAGAAUCGUUUUCGUUUCGAGGCGCGUAGAUUCAGUUUUGGGUUUCAUCAAGCGCUGAAACAGCGCAUCGUUUAUAGCUUGAGGCUUUAAGGUAGCUGAACAAGUAUUUCUUUCCUAUUCCAACGUAAGUUUCAACACCAAAGAUAUCAAUUCCAAGUCAAACGAAAAAAAAAAUGGUCGUCAAAUGUACAAACCAGGAUAUCAUGAUAUCAGAGCGAAGAUAUCGUCGGUCAAGCCGAUCGCGAUAAAUUUCUAUUCUAAACCAAACGUUCUGCUUACGGAAUAGUAGCAAAAAUGAGGUAAAAGACAACCUCCAGCAAUCGAUCGAUAAAUUCGAAAUUCCCCGUACCAAUUAGACCAAAA
Messenger RNA from Anopheles stephensi (Asian malaria mosquito), 3357 nucleotides. Its product is annotated as carbohydrate sulfotransferase 11. Gene Ontology annotation, biological process: carbohydrate biosynthetic process. The transcript has 6 exons. Gene Ontology annotation, cellular component: membrane. Bases 743 to 1918 code for a protein of 391 amino acids. NCBI's taxonomy places the organism in Eukaryota, Metazoa, Arthropoda, Insecta, Diptera, Culicidae. The record is from RefSeq and is a predicted model, not a curated record. Gene Ontology annotation, molecular function: sulfotransferase activity.